AUGGCGCCGCCGGCCGCCCAGCCGAGCCUCGACGAGGUCUGCUCCAAGCUCGGCGCCAAGAGCCGCGCGAUCAAGGACGUCUGCGACUGGGCCGAGGCGCGUCGCCCCCGCGUCCCCCGUGCCCGAUGCGGCGCCGUCGACGGCGGCCGCGCGGGCGGCGAGCUGCUCGCGGCGCUCUUCCGGACCAUCAAGCACGACGAGGCCGGCGGCGAGCGCGCGGAGAACGUGCGCGAGGCCGUCAUGUUCGCGCUCCACGAGGUGCUCAUGAAGAACGACGCCGUCUGCGCGAAGGUCGCGGACCUGCGCGACCAGGUCGAGACGCUCACGGACCGCUGCACGGAGCACUUCACGCGCCACAUCGUCAAGUCGCAGGCGAGCCGCGUCAUCGAGCGGCGCCUCGUGAAGUCCGCGGAGAACCUCACGAAGGUCGUCCGCGCGUGGCGGCAAAAGUUCGAGUGCUUCGGGUCCUCCGACAAGCUCCGCAUGACGCACAAGAUCCUGCGCCAGCUCGGCAAGGAGGCGGACAAGCUCGAGGGCGAGCGGACGCGGCCGGAGAAGCGGAAGGCCGACGAGGCGAAGGCGCCCGAGCCGAAAAAGCCCAAGGCGGAGUCGCCCGCGGCGCCGCUCAUCCCCGUGCCCAAGGACCUGCUGGCGCGCGAGGCGGCCGGCGACGGCCCGCCCGCCGCCGCGCCGGCCCUGACGCCCGCGUCCAUCGCCGCGCCGCCGCCGGAGGCGGCGAAGCCGCGCGCGGCGUGGGGCGGCGGCGCGUCCACGGCGCCGGCCGUCGGGCCGGGCCGGGGCCGGCGCUUCGACGCCUGCCGCCUCGUGGGCGACUGCUGCACCUGGCUCCGCCACCCGCGGCACACGGUGGCCGUCGCCUUCUUCUUCCUGCACCACUUCCUGAAAGCCGCGCGGCUCGAGCCGCGCGGCUCCGCGCCGCCGGCCGCGGCCGCCGCGCUCGACGCCGUCGAACGGGCCAAGGCGGCCAAGCCGGACAUGAACGAGCCCGGCGAGGUCGAGGUCUACGUGGCGCACCUCGCCGACGACGAGGCCGCGGCCGUCGCGAUGGCGGCCGGCGCCGGCGGCGACGCCGUCAAGCGCGGCGACGCCGUGCGGUUCAAGUACCGCGUCAUGCGCCUGGGCAAGCGCGCGACGGACAACCUGAGCGGCGAGGCGUCGCCGGUCUUCUCCCUGGGCUACGGCGAGGACGACGACUCGGAGAAGGACUUCCUGAGCGCGCGCGUCGGCGGCGGCCAGCUCAUCCCGGCGCUCGACAGCGCGAUCGUCGGCAUGCGGCCCGGGGGCCGGCGCCGCCUCUUCGUCGUCCCGGAGAAGGGCUGGAAGAAGAUCAACUCGAGCUGCUCCGCCGAGUCCAACGGCGCGUCCAACGCGGGCGACGCGUCCGCGGGCCUCGCCGACAUCGCGGGCCAGGCCAUCGUGCCGCUCGCGCAGAUGGUCGACAACGGCGCCUGCAUCGAGGACGCGCUCCUGCCCCAGCCGGCGAACUUCGGCGCCAAGCGGCGCCUCGCGCGGCGCUUCGACGAGGGGCUGCUGCUCGAGGUCGAGGUGCUGGCGAA
This is a messenger RNA of Aureococcus anophagefferens, 1577 nucleotides long. RefSeq lists its product as hypothetical. Lineage: Eukaryota; Pelagophyceae; Pelagomonadales; Pelagomonadaceae. The record is from RefSeq and is a predicted model, not a curated record. The transcript is spliced from 3 exons. The annotation marks the transcript as partial. Gene Ontology annotation, molecular function: peptidyl-prolyl cis-trans isomerase activity.